Molecule: messenger RNA, 2184 nt
Organism: Nematocida major
Lineage: Eukaryota; Fungi; Microsporidia
Exons: 1
Coding region: 1-2184 (727 amino acids)
Source: RefSeq, a predicted model, not a curated record
AUGGAAAACAACCAGCAUAUCUGCAUGGAUCUAGACUCUUUGAAAUUUAACGUACUAAUAGACGCAAGAGCCCCUGAAAUGGCUGACUCGGCAAAUCCGAUCGUAAGCGCACUCUCUUCCCGCAUAAAGAACUCCCUCAGAAACAUCCCCAGGAAAAGGCGCGCUGAAGCUGAAGCAUUAGUAGAUAGUUUCCUGCAGGAAAAAUUAAAGCCGAUCUUCAGCAGAAUAGUUAGUACACACUGUGUAGUAAGUCCAAAAGCAGUGGAAAUCCUCACGAAAGAAGCCACCGCAGAACUCUCUUCCGAACUCUCACAGGAACUCUACAUCUUAGCCAUGAAAAUAGACGCUUUUAGCGCCAACCAGACAAACACCUACCAAAAAUGCGACCGUAGGCUUCUUUUUGUAAAAAGAGAGGCAUUUAAGAGCGCCCUGCGCAUCUACGAAGCGAUGGAUUUCCACUGCAGAGAAGUGCUUAAGAAAAAAACAAUGAAAAAAUUCAAAAACUACGGGCUCGAACGUGCGGUCUACAGGGAUACAUUAAAAAUAGAGAAAAUGGAUACUGUUCUGAGACAGCUCUCGGACGAAAAAAAAGAAAGCAGUCUCGUGCUGAAGGAGAUUGCAGAGCGGAAAGAGGAAAUGCGCAUUCGGGAGAAUAUUUCUGAUUUAGAAGGGGCUAUCUUAGAGCGAGUCCUUGAGAAACUUCGGGCGUUCUUUUCUAAUGAUAAAUAUAGUCCUAACGUGUAUUUUUACCUGAAAGAAAUAACGGAAAAUAACGGAAAGAGCAUAGAUAUAGAGAAGAUAGACUUUUUGCGAAAGUAUACCCCGAAUAACCCGAAGCGUAUUUUUUCUGUUGGGGAAGUCGCAGAGAGAAUAAAAACAGCAGAAAAUGAGUGCUUGAAGGAGGGAAGGCGAAUAUACGACGAGGUGAAGAAGAUGCAAGAAGAGACCAGGCAGCUGAUAGACGAUAUGUGUGAGAUUUUUGCAUCUAGAGCAUGCCUGAACUCACUCCUUACGAUUGUGAAGAUGUUUAAGCGCGCUGAAAAAGAGGCGGAAAACCUGCAGGGACCUGAAAAAGUGAAAAUGGAAGAGUUCAGGGACGAAUUGGCGGAAAGUAUUGCUAAAGUAGACGAAAUUCGGGGUUGUUCCUUGGCUUCUAUGCGUGAACUUAGUAAAUACUUGGAUUUGGUCUCUUUACUGGGAAAACUGUCUGAUAAGUCUGUGUGUGUAGAAUUUGCGUGUUUUAACGCCUCUUUUAAAAAAAUACUUUCGGCAUUUCCAAAUGGGGAAAUAAGUUCAGGUUACAAAAAAGCUUUGCAGGACCUGAUAAACCACCCAGAGGACGCGGUGAAAAAAGAACAGAUGCUGCACGAGCAUGCUGCGUCUGCAGAAAACUGUCUUGAAAGGCUGAGAGAAGCGGAAAAAGGGGAGACAGCAGAAAAAUGUAAGCUCAGGGUUUUGGAGUAUGAAGAUUUUGCAGAAAAAAUGGUGUUACCUGAUUUUUCAGGUCCCAUUGAGAGCAUCCACCCUGUGGACUUGAAGCCCACAGUUACUCCGCGUGAAGUCAAAGCCUUGGCUGCAACCCUGGAGAUGUACUCGAAGAAGCUUGCCAAGCCGCGAAAAGACGACUUCGAGUCAGACUCUGACAGUUCAGUUCUGGAUGAAACUCUACCGGAAAUUGAAGCAAUGUUACCGGUUCUUAAAGAAAGAGCUGCUAGAGUUGCGAAGUUAAGCAAAAACAAAUGCAGAGGGGGCGAAUGUCUCCGCUACGCUUAUCUGAAGAAGUACAAAAGCGAGACUCUUAAGAAGGCAGACAUGCUCAGGGAGAAAUUUGAGGCUGAACUGGUCCCACUGGCCUGGGAAGUUGUGAGGAAAUUUGAGGAAACCCCGAAUAACCCAGAGCUCAAUGAAAAAGUGAACAAGAUGCUUGAAGAAACAGCCCAGAAGGAGCCGCAUCGCCUGCUAACUCCAAGAUUUAUCGUUGAAAACAAACACUUUGCGGAGGAAUUGCCACGUGUGAUCGUUCAGCUCGAUAAGAAGAUAGCUGAAACUUUGGGGGGAAGUUCGGGUGAGAGAACUCGUAGAAAACUCCAUUAUUCUCUUACGCUUCAAAAUUCGAUCUUUGCGCUUUUCUUCGUCUUUAUGCUCCUGUCUCUGGGGCUGGUGUGCAGUUCAGAAUUUGCAUAG